AUGCCGCCGCCUAAAAAGAACUUCUGCGUAGGGAGCAAGACGUUCAACCCGACCGACAUCGCCGAUACAGCCCAGCAGCAGGCCAUUCAGAAACGCCUCUUCCAAAACGACCUCCUGAACGCCAGCCGCGCCCUCUUUAAUAUCCCGGAAGAUGACACCUACGUCUACCAUGCAAUGGCGAGUGUAAAUCUCCGUCAAGUCCAGCAUGUCGUCAGUCUUGGCGGCGCAAACGGCCUCCAUGCGUGGUACCGCUCCGACGACGGCUCUGUAAUAGGCCCGCCCUCGCAGCCGGAUAUUGACGCCUAUGUAACCAUCUUUAAGCCCCAGGCUGCUGCCGAAGCUGCUCUCCGCAACUUCACCACCAACGCCAAAAAGGGCUCGAUACGCGCCAGUGUCGCACAGCACCUCUCACCGCGUCGCUACGUGCACCCAGACUACACUUCCCAACUCACCGUCUCUAGGUCGAAAAAGCCAGUACCGUAUAACCCGUACUUUGACUUUUGGGAAUGGGCCUGCCACUCUCUGGAGUGGGUUGGCCCGGACGAGUCCACGCAAAAGCUACAGACUAGCCACCACGUCCUCCCCAUUUUUAUGCACCAUUUCGGAUGUCUCGCUCCGUCUCAUGAAGGACUACAGAUUAUCAAGAACAUUGCUGGGACGAGGGCUGUAGCAGAUGUUGGUUCAGGGAACGGGUACUGGACGCACAUGCUGCGGGCGUAUGGCCUGACGGUGCAUCCUGUGGACAAUAUGCAGAGCGAGUGGCGUGUGACUUGGGUUGAUGAUACUACGGUAGCGGAUGGCGUCAAAUGGCUUGGCAAGAAUGGCGGCGGUAAGGAUAUGGUGCUGCUACUGGUGUAUCCGAUUGUUGGAACGGCGGAGGACGGUGUGGACGGCAGCUUUACAAGAGACGUGAUUGCUGCAUACAAGGGCGACACCAUUGUAGUGGGUGGCACACAGAACAGUAAUGGAUAUACGGGCUUCAGCUCAUUGACCAUGGCGGAAUACAUGGCCAAGGAGCAUGUUGCGGAUUGGGUGCGUGUUGCACAGGUUCCGCUGCCGUCAUUUCCAGGCAAGGAUGAGGCCCUGUAUAUGUUUCAGCGAAUCAAGGACAGUAAAUAG
This is a messenger RNA of [Torrubiella] hemipterigena, 1119 nucleotides long. NCBI's taxonomy places the organism in Eukaryota, Fungi, Ascomycota, Sordariomycetes, Hypocreales, Clavicipitaceae. The record is from the annotation of a GenBank genome assembly.